This is a messenger RNA of Pistacia vera, 2862 nucleotides long. RefSeq names its product glutamine--tRNA ligase, cytoplasmic. The transcript is spliced from 24 exons. NCBI's taxonomy places the organism in Eukaryota, Viridiplantae, Streptophyta, Magnoliopsida, Sapindales, Anacardiaceae. The coding region runs from base 256 to 2643 and encodes 795 amino acids. Gene Ontology annotation, molecular function: ATP binding; glutamine-tRNA ligase activity. Gene Ontology annotation, cellular component: cytoplasm; cytosol. The record is from RefSeq and is a predicted model, not a curated record. Gene Ontology annotation, biological process: translation; glutaminyl-tRNA aminoacylation.
AUUCUAUCGCUCAUUCUUCCCCACUGCCAAUCAUCUUUCCCUCAUUCCAUUGUUGUUUCUUUGUUGGCGGUGGCUUUGGCAGACGAGAGAUCAUUGUUUUCAGGGGUGGCGGUGGUUGCCCAAGAGGCUGUGAAGGAGGUAGAAGAAGCAACGACAGUGACAGAAAGAGCACGACCGGUGGCUUUAGAGGGAAAUUAUCCAUUAAACUGUGAUUUGUAUAAAAAAUAGAAGGCAAAGCAGCAACAACAAUCAACCAUGGUAGUGGUGAAAGAGGGGAAAGCAGAGGAGUUGCUUGAGCUCUUCUUAAAGAUCGGCUUGGAUGAACGAACGGCGAAGAACACCAUCGCUAACAACAAGGUCACCACUAAUUUGACUGCUGUCAUUCACGAGGCUGCUGUUGCUGACGGAUGUGAACGAAGAAUCGGGAAUUUACUUUACACUGUUGCUACAAAGCACCCGGCAAAUGCCCUUGUUCAUCGCCCAACUUUGCUGCAGUAUGUUGUCUCCUCCAAGAUUAAAACACCAGCUCAGUUAGAAGCGGCAUUUUCGUUUUUUGCAAGUGUUGGUGCAGAGAAUUUUAAAGUCGAUGAAUUUGAAGAAACCUGUGGUGUUGGGGUUGAAGUUUCUGUGGAAGAUAUUGAAAAGACGGUUAAUGAAGUCUUUGAAGAGAACAAGAAUUCAAUUUUGGAGCUACGUUAUCGAACCAAUGUGGGUGAUUUGUUUGCACAUGUUAGGAAGAGGCUACCAUGGGCGGAUCCAAAGAUUGUCAAGCAACUCAUAGAUGCUAAAUUGUAUGAAUUACUUGGUGAAAGGACAGCAGCAGAUAAUGAGAAGCCUGCAAAGAAGAAGGAGAAAAAGGAGAAGCCUGCAAAAGUGGAGGAUAAACCAACCGCGGUUGAGGCUCCAGCACAGCCGUCUGAGGAAGAGCUCAAUCCAUAUUUGAUAUUCCCUCAACCAGUAGAUAAUAUCCAGGUACAUACGGAAAUACCUUUAAGUAAUGGCACUGUGUUGAGGUGUUGCAAUUCGAAGGAGAUGCUUGACAAGCACCUGAAAGUGACAGGGGGAAAGGUCUUUACUCGCUUUCCUCCUGAACCAAAUGGUUAUCUACACAUUGGCCAUGCAAAGGCAAUGUUUGUUGACUUUGGUUUGGCAAAGGAGAGAGGUGGAUGUUGCUACCUUAGAUAUGAUGAUACAAAUCCGGAAGCUGAAAAAAAAGAAUAUAUUGAUCAUAUUGAAGAAAUAGUCAAGUGGAUGGGUUGGGAACCUUUCAAGAUCACUUACACCAGUGACUAUUUCCAAAAUUUGUAUGAUUUAGCAGUGGAGUUGAUACAGAGGGGUCAUGCUUACGUUGAUCAUCAGACUCCUGAAGAGAUUAAGGAGUAUAGGGAAAAGAAGAUGAAUAGCCCUUGGAGGGAUAGACCUAUUGCAGAAUCAUUGAAACUGUUUGAAGAUAUGAGAAGAGGCUUGAUUGAAGAAGGUAAAGCGACACUUCGGAUGAAACAGGACAUGCAGAGUGACAAUUUUAAUAUGUAUGACCUCAUCGCUUAUCGAAUUAAGUUCACUCCUCAUCCACAUGCAGGAGAUAAGUGGUGUAUUUAUCCAAGUUAUGAUUAUGCUCAUUGCAUUGUGGAUUCUAUAGAAAAUAUUACACAUUCGCUGUGUACACUUGAAUUUGAGACACGUCGUGCUUCGUAUUACUGGUUGUUACAUUCAUUGGGUCUUUACGAACCUUAUGUGUGGGAAUAUUCUCGACUGAAUGUUUCGAACACUGUAAUGUCUAAGCGCAAGUUAAAUUUCUUGGUGACAAACAAGUAUGUUGAUGGUUGGGAUGAUCCCCGUCUUAUGACACUGGCUGGUCUACGGCGUAGGGGUGUGACUUCAACCUCAAUCAAUUCGUUUGUUCGAGGAAUUGGAAUUACUAGAAGUGAUUGUAGUCUGAUUCGUUUGGACCGUUUGGAGCAUCAUAUAAGAGAAGAACUAAACAAAACAGCGCCUCGAACAUUAGUUGUGCUAAAUCCUCUCAAGGUAGUUAUUACCAACCUGGAAUCUGGCUCAAUUAUGCACCUUGAUGCCAAGAGAUGGCCUGACGCUCAAGCAGAUGAUGCAUCUGCUUUUUACAAGGUUCCAUUUUCAAAUGUUGUGUACAUUGAGCGCACUGAUUUUCGAAUGAAAGAUUCAAAAGACUAUUAUGGCCUUGCUCCUGGUAAAUCUGUCCUACUAAGAUAUGCUUUUCCUAUAAAGUGCACUGAAGCAAUUUUAGCUGAUGAUAAUGAGACUGUUCUUGAAAUCCGGGCUGAAUAUGAUUCUUCCAAAAAGACAAAACCAAAGGGAGUUCUUCACUGGGUUGCUGAACCUUCCCCUGGUGUUCAUCCACUUAAGGUUGAAGUCAGAUUGUUUGACAAAUUGUUCAAAUCUGAGAAUCCUGCUGAACUUGAAGAUUGGCUCUCUGAUCUGAACCCAAAGUCCAAAGAGGUGAUUCAUGGUGGUUUCGCUGAGCCAUCACUUCAUACUGCUGUUGUUGGGGACAAAUUUCAAUUUGAAAGGCUAGGGUAUUUCACAGUUGAUAAGGAUUCCACUCCAGAAAAACUUGUCUUCAAUCGGACGGUCACACUUAAAGAUAGCUACAGUAAAGGUGGCAAGUAGGACCCUGGCAAAUCGAAACCUGUGGCAGAGAAAGAAAUGGGGCAAACUGUAUGACCAACUUUUUAUAUGUUCAAUGUUUUAUAAGUUUUGUAAAAAUUCACCAGUUAAUACAAUAGCUUUUACUUUUACCAGACCAUUAGAUAGAUAGAUCAAAUCAAUUAUACUAAAUAUUGUAAUGGGUUGAAAGUUUUCCGGAAGUUCAGAUGUUUCUUUCUUUUU